GUUGGUCUCUCAAGUUGCACUAGGCUUUCCCAUAAUACCACUAGGGACUCUAUGGUCUGCAUCACUCGAGAGUGCGUGAGAUUGGCAGGAGAGGACGACCAAUGUGAAACACAUAGCCGAAGUGCUUGCAUCCCGAGAGAAAUUGUUAUCCGAUGCGAAACGACCCGAGAAGUAAUGUUGUCACACGGUGAUCCGGGUGCAAUCAGUGAGCUUUUAAAGCUUAUCCUCCAGAGACCAAAGCAAAGGUCCCCCUUGAUUAACGACCAUGUCACCAUGAGAGCUACUCACGUACCCACGGACUACGGACACGAAAAGAUAUAUUAGCAAUACAUACUGAGUAUCACGAACGUUACAAGAGGAAGAAACGAUUAGAAUGACACCAGAGUUACAAUAUGGAUGGGUGAUUCAUUUGUUGCACCGACGGAAUGCAUGGACUUUCGCUUGGCGGUCGGUACCAAGCUUGCGCGCGCUCAUGGGUUCCUCCUUAUGGGAAGGUGGGAACCUAUCGCGCCAAACGGGUUGGGAUCCCGGCCGCGGACGGCCGGAAAGUACACUUCACCCUGACCGAUGCAACCCAGUAUCAUUUCAGAGGUCCUUGCUAUGAUAGUCAGACAAAAUUCAACUCACAAGGAGGUGAUGAGUUCGUGUUCUAUAUUCGACCACGCGAGGAGUUUGGAUUGGAAGGGUUGGCGGAGGUCGUGUUGGCGGUUGUAGUAACGGCAGCGGUGGUGGUGGUGGAAUGGGAAAGGGUUGUAGCAGCGCAGGCCUCGUCCAUGGUGCAGCAGGGCCUGGCUGGACCCAGGAAAAUGGUGUGCUUGCGUGCAUUCCAUGCUGCCCGUGGACGUGCAGUGGCACUGUUACCGCUCCGGGGAGGGGCUUGGGAAUGGGAGGAUCUGGUCGGAGGGGGACAGAAAACGUUGUGGAGGGGCCAGCAUGGCAUCCUACCGCUGGCCGGUGGCCCUCGAUGGCAGCCUUGACCGCCUCCCUCGAGUGAAGGCCCAUAGGGUGUUCACUGCGGGUGACCGUGAGUGCUGACCCUUCCACCCGCUUCGAGCGUCCUUGCACCCUUGCCUAGAUCCAUCAAUUUUAUAGCUGUUCAGCUUUCCCGCAUCGAAUCGAAGCGUCACUCACUCUAGCGGCAACGUUGAAAUCCCACAAAAGAGGGAAGGGCCCGUGUUCUUCUACAAGCUGCUCUAAGAACUCGGGAUUCUGGUUCAUGCAUUGAUUUAUAAGCUGCUUUUGUUUGUUCAGCUCCUUUCGUGAUAGUUCUUCGACUGGAAUCCAUUUGAGCUUGUGCAUUGUGAAAGGACGGGUGGAACG
Molecule: messenger RNA, 1320 nt
Organism: Cantharellus anzutake
Lineage: Eukaryota; Fungi; Basidiomycota; Agaricomycetes; Cantharellales; Hydnaceae
Exons: 2
Coding region: 426-977 (183 amino acids)
Source: RefSeq, a predicted model, not a curated record